Messenger RNA from Rubroshorea leprosula, 3029 nucleotides. The record is from the annotation of a GenBank genome assembly. NCBI's taxonomy places the organism in Eukaryota, Viridiplantae, Streptophyta, Magnoliopsida, Malvales, Dipterocarpaceae.
AUGAUUUUCAGGUUCUUAAGCUAAAAGUUUCGUGCAAGAUAAAGUUUCCGAUAAUAAUUUGUAUCAUUUUCAAGUUUGCUAGGAGUUGCAAAUUUUUUAUGUCAUGAAAUGAUGCAAAGAGGUGAACAACUUUUCUCUCCAAGAAUGUUGUUAUGAAAUGCUUUUAUUGGCAGCUAUCAGAAUUUUAGUGACAUUCAUGGACAUUCCUUAACUAAUUAUUUAGCUGUUUUGGAGGUGUAGGUUCAUUUGCAAAUUUAUGUGAUUGUGCUUCUGCAAAGUUGAAGUCCAGCUGAGCACCGUCUAAUGAUCUUAAAUUUAAUUGGGAGAUUCUAAUGGUGAAGCCAACAGGAAAAUGAUGGUGGUUUUAGAUUUGUCGGGUGAAGAUAAAUAUGUAGAUGCUAUCAAUUUAGCAUCACCCUAUUCCGUCAAGUAGUUUUCAUCCCAAAAGUAGUCAGCAAAAACAGGAACAGUAAACAGCAAACAGCCCUCUCCAGCUAAGAAAAUCAGCUUUCUGAAACUGGCCCCUUGCAGCCAGGAAGUCUCUUACGGUAGGAAGUGCUGCUCCUAAUCUAGGAAGCAAAGUAGUAGACUAGAAGAAGGCAGGGAAAGCAAUGGUUUCCAAGCAAAGCAAUAUCACAUCAUUCUUCAAGACAGUUAGUUUGGGCAGAAUGAAGUUCCUACUAUGUCAAAACUAGAGGUUGCAGCCUAAUUCAUACCCACCACCAAGGUAAGUUGCUUUUGGUUUCAUAUGAUUUCAUCAAGGCAUUUGAAAUGUCUUUUUUGUGUCUUAGUUUUGAUCCGCUAAUGCUUUUAUACAUCUUGAGGAGCAAAGGACUGAUGUUUAUGGGAGAUUCAGUGUAGAGAACCAGUUUGAGGAAAUGGCUUGUUUGGUACAAUGCAUGAUUCCUGAGGAGAAAAAAAUUCUUUCAUAGAAUUCCUCUUUUGAAGAUCUUCAAAGCUGAGGAAUAUAAUGCAUCAACUGAGUACUACUGGGAGCCCAUCAUACUAGAGUCUAAUUCAAACCAUGCAACAAAUCACUGUUCGGAGACAGUUGGUGAACCUUGAUGCCGUAGCCAAAUUAUGGCAAGAACUAGGAAGGAGUUAAUGUGAGGUUUGAGAGCUAUAUCAGUCUAAGAUUGAUGCUAAUAUGUAAGUAUUCAGUUUUCCAUCAAAGGCUUUUUGUUCCAUUCAAAUUCUUCUAGUUUUUUCCUUUUUUUUUUAGCAAAAAUUCUUCUGGAUUUUGUGUUGCAAGCUCCAGUUUUUAAUUUGAGCAUACAUUCUGAAAUCCAAUAGAUUGCCCUUUCUUCCUUCCUGGGUUUCGGGUUUUUUGUUUUCAGCUAUGGAACCCCAGGGCCUGUUCAAGAAUACAUUGAGACAACUGCUUUUGGAUUGGCACUGGAAACUUGGCAAAUUGGUUAAAAUCCAACAUCAAUCCUCCAAUUCAGAGGGUCUUCUUCUUGACCAUGUCCCCAACACAUCUGUGGAGCUGGGAAUGGAAGCCAGACGGUCACAAGAACUGUUUUGAUGAGACAUCUCCAAUUCAAGAAGCAUCAUACUGGGGAGCUGGAUCUGGUCUGGCCAUUAUGAAAUAGUUCAUGGUAUUUUACAGUAACUAAACAUCAAUGUUCUGGAUUAGAAUAUAAAAUGGAUCUUUGAGUACAUUGUUGAAUAUAGAAGCAUUGGGGAGGAAGGACACAAGAUUAGAGAUCGAGGAAUGAAUGUGCAACCUAUGGUAUCAUGGCAACGUCCUGUGGAGAUACCAUUAAGGUCAAAUACCGAUACAGCAAUACCACAGGGGCAAGGCAAAGCCAGGUUUGGAGUUGUCCUUAGGGAGUAGGAACUGUGACAGCAAAGUUAUAGGAGUUGCGCAAAAGAACUUGUGGGUUUCAAGGAUCAGUUCUUCAAGCUGAGGUUAUGGCUCUUGAUUUCGCAUUGCGUACGGGCAGAGAAUUUGGACACAGAAAUGUCAUCAUUGAAUCAGAUUGUCUUAAAGCCGUACGAGUAGCUGUGCCCAACGAUGAUUGUUAUCUUCCUUUUGGAGCAAUAGCGGAGGAAAUUCGAGCUAAGAAAUUCCAUUUGCUUUGUGUGUUUCCAGCAUGUAAAGCGUGAGUGUAACUUGCUAGCCCAUGGGUUGGGUUAGCUACAUUCCCUUCACCUUGGGAGGGUGUUUGCUAAUAAGGAAUGUAGAAUCAAGAUAUUUGAUACAAUCAUAUAAAAAAAUGAGUAAUUUUCCUCCUAUUGUCUUCGGUACGAGGAAAUUGAUCUGUUUGGCAGUGCUAACCAUACAAGAGAAGUACAAACCAAAAAUGCCAUGAACAAGUUGCAAUGUUUUUACCACUUAUGAAAGGGUCCUUUCAGUGGACUUGUCACUCACCAUGGUAAAGAAGAUUUUGCCGGCAAAAGCAAGAGCCCUGGAGAUGAAUCCAGCUACAUUGAGCAGCAACCUCUUCCCCAAUUACUUACAAAAGUUCCCAUCCGGCAUCACCUUCAAGUUCUGUUUGCAAAAUUUCGCAUCCCAUGGUUGUGCAGUUGUAGAUGGAAGAAGACUUUGCAUAGAUUCUUUGUUAAACUUAGACCCCAUUUCAGCAUCUCCAACCAAAAUUGCUAGCUGCUCAUACCCCUUGGCUAAACCCUUCUUUGCGAACUAAUAAAUAAUAAUUAGGGCUAAUUCACUGGCGAAAUACACCAAAUUGCUAGAGAACAAAUAUUCUUUUAUUUUAUCAACAAACUUAUAUAACCACCGAAAUUUAAAUAUGUUAAACCCUUAAUAUGAAAAUAAAAACAUGUUUCAAAUUGCUCUGCAUAAUAAAAAGUGUAGUAUCACCUAUGAAUGCACUAAAAUAUUCUUAUUUGGACUCUCUUCUUUAUAUUAUUUUAUUAAUAUAAUUUUAAUAAUCUCAAGCUUGAAAAAUAUAAAUCUCAUAGAAAAAUUCAAGGGAGGGAAAAAAAAAACCUAAAAACUGAUGCAAAAAAUUGAAACCUCUUGCUGUUAAAAAUAUUUAUAUAUUUAAUUAAAGGUACAUAGUUUU